UAGGGAACAACCUCGCUGGCAGUCCCUGCGCUGGCAAAUACAGGAAGCCGGGACUGCUGGCGGUGGGCUACCCACAAGACUAGCGAGUCACGCCACUGUUCUGGGCCUCAGCUUCUCCAUCUGCAAAAUGGGAGAGGGGGGAAGCAAACAAUCUGCCCCGCCAGGCUGACGGACUCCCGGGUGAGUCUCUCGCUGCAGACGAUCCCAGACAAAGCUAGAACAAUCUCCCUUCCCUGCGCCCCCAAACCCACCCUGCCUCCUUCCAGCUCGGGGGGGCGCUGACUCACUCCCCCGCCACUUUGCUCCCCCAGCCUCCCAGGAGCCCGUCCCACGGCCCUCAGGCCCCACGGCGGGAAGCAUCUGGGUCGGAGCGGCUCAGCUUCCCGCCCACCAUGAUGGGCCCUGGCUGCCGCCGGGCACCGGACACAGGGCCAAGGACGGGCCGCUGGAGGCAGAAACUCCGGCCGGGCAGGGACCUGAGCAAGGACACGCCGGCUUCACAGAGAGACCGGAGGACAAAGGCUGAGCCCAUGGGAGCCCCAGGGCUUCCUCACCCUUCCGGGGCAUGCGGAGAGCCCACGUGUAACAGCCGCGUUUCAGGACAGGGAGACCGAGGCUCAAUUCAAGCGGCCCCUGGCGGGCAUUCCCCGGCACCACAACAGAGAGGAAGUCGCCGGCUCUUCAGGGGCUUACGCUGGUCUGGGGGAGGGCAGCACCCCAAGCAGAGCCGGCGUGCCCACACCCGGGGGGACUUGGGGAGGGACGGGGGGCAGCCGUGGAGGGGGAGGUAAGAAGGGCACCAAAUGGUGGCAGCUGAGGGGCAGCCUGGCCGGUUCCCGGGGAGGGCAUGGGGUGCCCCCAUCUACCCUCCCGCUCACAUGAGCUACCUCCCCAAUGUCCCCAGAGGGCCAAGAGGCCGAGGGGCAGAGUUGGAUCCGCACCCGGGAUCUACCCCUCAGGGCCCUGGCUCCGCCGGUCUCUGCCUCCGAGAUUCCACACAGUCCGCCCGUGAGGGCUGCAGGGAGCACGAUAGGGGGUCCCAAAGGAAGCGGUUCCCAAAAUGACCCAGGGACCCACAAAGAGAAGCCGCCACGGGCACUGCUGUACCACCGUCACCAAUGCCAUGUCACCAUCACCACCACGGGCACUAUCAGCUGCUUGGGCCCCAUCCAGCCCCCUCAGCCUCCAAAAAGGACCUGUGAGAGCUCGCAAAGCAGCAGCGAGGCCGGCUCCAGAUGCUCAGCUUGGGCCCGUGCCCCAGGUCACCCCGCUCCCAGAGGCCUCCCCGCUCCCAGAGGCCUCCCCGCUGCCAGAGGCCUCCCCACUCCCAGAGGCCUCCCCGCUCCCAGAGGCCUCCCCACUCCUAGAGGUUGCCCCACUCCCAGAGGCCUCCCCGCUCCCAGAGGCCUCCCCACUCCCAGAGGCCUCCCCACUCCCAGAGGCCUCCCCACUCCCAGAGGCCUCCCCACUCCUAGAGGUUGCCCCACUCCCAGAGGCCUCCCCACUCCUAGAGGUUGCCCCACUCCCAGAGGCCUCCCCACUCCUAGAGGUUGCCCCACUCCCAGAGGCCUCCUCACUCCCAGAGGCCUCCCCGCUCCCAGAGGCCUCCCCACUCCUAGAGGCCUCCCCACUCCCAGAGGCCUCCCCGCUCCCGGAGGCCUCCGGCCGCGCCCCCGCCCUGCCGGACCAGCCACAAACCACUGGCUGCUAAAUAAAAACCCAAGAACGCGA
This is a messenger RNA of Antechinus flavipes (yellow-footed antechinus), 1731 nucleotides long. RefSeq names its product nematocyst expressed protein 3-like. The record is from RefSeq and is a predicted model, not a curated record. Lineage: Eukaryota; Metazoa; Chordata; Mammalia; Dasyuromorphia; Dasyuridae. The coding region runs from base 1061 to 1711 and encodes 216 amino acids. The transcript has 2 exons.